GAAUCCGUGGCCCGAGGUCAGUCUCUGUUGUGUCGCCAUGGCGGACUCUCGCGCUGUGUUGGGUGCACUGGUGUUGUUGGCUGCAGCCGCUGCUCUCGUGUUGGGUCAAGCUCCUCCAAUAAGGGUAGAGCCAGUGACAGAGAUCUGCCUGGGAUGUAUAUGUGAGGCCAUCUCCAACUGUAACCGUACACUCCAAUGUACUGGGGAUGUGUGCGGUAUCUUCCGUAUCACCUGGGCUUACUGGGCAGACGCCGGCAAGCCCACACUCACUCCGCAGGAUGAUGUCAAUGCACCCGAUGCAUACGCAAGAUGUGUCAACGACCCUGUGUGUGCUGGAAAGGCUGUCACCGGAUACAUGAAUAAAUUUGCUCAGGACUGUAACGGUGACGGAGUGGUGAACUGCUACGACUACGCCGCCAUCCACCGACUGGGCGGGUACGGCUGUCGCGGUAACGUCGACGUCCCUUACCAGAACAAGUUUCUCAACUGCCUCAAACAGGUGGAGCCCUACCUCACCGGCUAACAAGUCAUCGAUAACCUACAACCACAGGAGCUCAGCGUGAGGCAGAGUGGAGUGGAGGUGGUGGAUUUCAACCGUAUCGGAAGGGGUGCAUUCACGAACCAUGGGAUGCAUCUAAAGCCUCAGUGUAAGCGUCUGCUGGCCGAGCUGCUGGUGGAGUGUAUGGGAAGGUUCUGCCGUGCUGUUACAUCGCGUCCGCCUCCUCUCAAGUCCUGUAGACCGUCACUGCCCCGGACUGACCACCUGUCGAAGAAGUCAGUUGCCUGUAAGGCACCGGCUGCAGUGGAGCCCCCGACGCUGUCCUUUGAGACGUUUGCGGACCCGGACCCACGGUUUAAUGGGAACAGCACUCGAGAGGACUCAUUGACGGGACCGGUCUCGUCCAUGGUCCUGUCUCCUGUGAGCGAGGCGGAGUUGGUCCGUAUAGUGCGGGAGCUGAAGCUGAAAAAGUCUGGUGACAUCAACGGGAUCUCUAGUCCAGAUAUAUCUCGUGACCUACACGUCCUGAACUGUCCUUGUGGUAAAUGUGAGGAAACUCAUGUUGAUCAAGAAACGGAGGAUAGAGUUACAGCCAAAGUUGAGGAAUUUUCCAGUUUGGAUGGUCAUUCUAAGAAGCCACUGGUCGCGGUGACAUCAUCGCUCAUCAGCUGGGCCCGCGGUCCAAGGUCAGCUGUCAGUGUCAAGAUGGCGGCCUCUGAGAUCGCGUCUCUAAGCUGCUUGUUCCUAGCCAUGCUGAGCUCAGCGCAAGGGACCAUAGAUGUCCCACCGUCCUGUCUGCGCUGUCUGUGCGAGGCGGUGUCCGGAGGUCCCAGCUGUGUGUAUGGUGCAGUGAGUUCGUGCCACGACGGAGUGUGCGGCCCGUACGCCAUCACACUGCCCUACUGGCAGGACGCCGGCAGACCUACGGUGGGACUGGAGGAUCGCUUGUCUGACGUCACAUAUCAGAAAUGUGCAUUGGAUACGACUUGUUCUGAGGCUACCAUUAGAGGGUACAUGAAUAGAUUUCAUCAGGACUGUAACAGUGAUGGUGUAGAGGACUGCUUUGACUAUACAGCAAUCCACAUGCAUGGAGGCUACUCCUGCAACCAACCACUUGCCGUGUCGGUGAGGAACGUCCUAGCCAACUGUCUGCAGAGAGAGGGUCCUGGAGACCCGGCACCUGGACCCUUCAAUCCAGUUCCGGCACCGGUCACUCCUUUCCCAUAUCCUCUCCCGGAGGAGCCAGAGGAACACGGGAAUGUGGAAGACAAUGACGUUGUCUAUCCCAAACACCCGACAACGUUCCCGUCCAUCGAUGUUAGACUGGGUGAUGACUGAGGGGUCGAAUCCCGAGGUCGAGAAGUAAUGAUAGUAGUAAAUCUCGUGUUUGCGUAGUGUAGGCCUUGACAACAGUUCUAAUGUAAUUCCUAUUUAGUCUGUGAUGUACUUAUUCAGUGAAGUGCACCAUUGUACUUCCCUUGGAUCAACCAAAGUUUGAAAAGUAUUUAUUUGGAGGUUUGUAAUAAACGUUUUGGUCUUCAGAA
Homalodisca vitripennis (glassy-winged sharpshooter) is the source of this 2043-nucleotide messenger RNA. RefSeq lists its product as uncharacterized. The record is from RefSeq and is a predicted model, not a curated record. Lineage: Eukaryota; Metazoa; Arthropoda; Insecta; Hemiptera; Cicadellidae. Gene Ontology annotation, molecular function: lysozyme activity. The transcript has 11 exons.